Molecule: messenger RNA, 2188 nt
Organism: Larimichthys crocea (large yellow croaker)
Lineage: Eukaryota; Metazoa; Chordata; Actinopteri; Sciaenidae
Gene: kcne4
Product: potassium voltage-gated channel, Isk-related family, member 4
Exons: 2
Coding region: 366-1070 (234 amino acids)
Biological process (GO): membrane repolarization during action potential; potassium ion export across plasma membrane; negative regulation of delayed rectifier potassium channel activity
Cellular component (GO): membrane; voltage-gated potassium channel complex
Molecular function (GO): potassium channel regulator activity; delayed rectifier potassium channel activity; transmembrane transporter binding
Source: RefSeq, a predicted model, not a curated record
UAUUUUUACAUUGUUUUAUUGGCACUUUUACUUAAGGAGAGUACUUGGGGAUAGAAAAUAAUGUCCCUGCAGACUGAUUUUAAGACUUCUUGUCACCAGUUCGGUUUCAAAACACUUGGAGUUCCUCCUCAAAUGUAUUUUUCCACCACAUCCCCUCAAGGUUUCUUUCUGUUGGUCUCUAGAGAUAGUGAUGUAGUCAUUCCUCAGUUGAAUAUACUCGUGGGCAUUCAAUGAUUUUUAUCAGAUCUCCCUAGAUAAUGUUCAUGUCUGUUUUUUUCCACCUUAUUUUUUUGAACAUAUUGCGCCUUCAGGGCUUCCAUAGCUCAGGACUCAUUUUACAAUCAGUCCCCAUCACGUGACUCACGAUGAAACUCCAGGGUCUCUAUAUAAAUAACAUCCAUCCUUUCAGUAGUACUGCCAAACUCCAGCGGAGCUGCAAGAAGACAAAAGCGGUUAGGUUCACACGAGACUCUUCUGAGUUCUUCAUUUUGCGCACUUUCUACAACGUCCACAUACUCUGCACUAAAAAAAUGGAGCCCCUGGAAAACUCCACAGCAUCACUCUCCCUGCACAUAAAGAGCACCGCGGACUCCCAGGCGGAACAAAGCAACGGGAAUGCGUACCUGUACAUAUUAAUAGUUAUGUCUUUCUACGGUGUCUUCCUCUGUGGUAUAAUGCUGGGCUACUUCCGCUCCAAAAGGAGAGAGAAGAAGAGGGUAAACAUCUUCACGCGCCUUGUGCACGAGGAGGAGCAGCGGGAGUGGGGCGCGCUGCCCAAGAAACACAGCCUCACCUUUCCGGCCGCUGUCACGGGACUGCGCUCGGUGCAGGUGUCCCUGCCUUUCUGCGGUAACCACGACAACCACUUUGGACAUCUCCACCACCACGAGAGCGCGCUGUCCUCUCCACUGGCGUGCGCGCUGUGCACGGAGCAGAGCAGCAUCAGCUCCCUGUGCUCCUCCGCGGACACUCGCUUCGCCAUUGAGGAGGAGUCGGACAGCGGCACGGCGGAGGAACCGGAGGAGAACCCGAAGGGAGCAUCAGAGAACAGCGGAGAUGACUCAGGCUGAGCUCCGCCCAGAGAAACUGUGUGUUUCCCACCACAGGCACAAAGAGGAGAACCAUCACCUGGAGAGAAAACCAGAAAGUUCUCCGGCGUCCUCACACCACAGAGGCCCAAACAGCCCCAACCAUGAGCAGCAACACGUCAGAACUCCCUAAACCAAAGUCAUCCAUAAUAUGAUACCCAUAAAAGGGCUGGAAAAAGUCAGGCAAGACUCUGUGGCCAAUGUGAUCAGACCUUUAGUCAGUAAGUAGCUGACAGUUCAGAGGGGGCGUUUGUUAAGAACAGAUUUUGUUUGAACUGAUUUCAAACAUUUUUGCUGUGAUCUCUGCUCCACAUAUUCAUGACAGUCAUUCUGACUCAGUUCCACAUCUUACCAUACCACGCACACACACACACACGUUCUUUAUUUAAAAUACUUUACAUAUGAUUUUAAACCACAAGAUAACAGUGGAGAGAGUGAAGCAUAUGAAUGUCAUCCAUAUACGUUGGGAUAAUCUAUAAAACAUACUAAUUAGUGUUACCCAGUCACGUUUAAAUAACUUCAUUUAGACCUGAAACAGUAGUUUUAUGCACCAGAUCAAUAUACACACAGAAAUAACAAAGCUAAAGCUAUAAAAGGCAAUAUGCUGCACUCAUUAAUAAAUCAAUUUAUUGACGAAUAACCCCAAAACUACACAUUACAAAAGAAUAAAAUACUAGAUGAAACAUUAUUUACUAUUAUUCCAUAUUAUUUCACUGCAUCACUUUGUCUCUUGGUGGAGACCCCUCCCUGCUGGAGGCCCCUCCUGACGCCACACUGAGAACAAACCCGCUGGUUUGGAGUGAUGACUCACCCUGCAGGGGGACUAUGAGAGACUGGCUUUUUUUUUUUUUUUUUUUUGCUGUUUGGACUGAACUUGACUUACUCUUGCCAACACGGUCUCGAGUAUUGAAACAAACCUGGAACCCACUUGAAAGAUUGUCUCAACUAAAAAUGCAUUUGUCAUAGCUUCGCGAUUGAUGAUGUAGGUUUACUUGAUGGAAGCAAUGCACUGUACAUAUUGUUUUCACUUCACGAGGCUUAAUUUAAGAGAGUCUUUGUAGCGUUUCUGAAAAAGAAUAAAUGCUUAUGACUUGUUCGAA